Molecule: messenger RNA, 1206 nt
Organism: Rotaria sp. Silwood2
Lineage: Eukaryota; Metazoa; Rotifera; Eurotatoria; Philodinida; Philodinidae
Source: the annotation of a GenBank genome assembly
AUGAUGUUGGGUUUUUCAGUGUUUUUUAUAUUGUUACUAUGCCAUCCUAUAACAGUGUCACAAGUGUCAAAACUUGAUCCAGAUUGUAAUUAUAAUAUUACACAAUUAAUUCAAAGUAAAGGUUAUCCAUGUGAUGAACAUAAAGUAAUUACAAAAGAUGGUUAUAUUCUUGGUGUUUUUCGUAUUCCACAUGGGCGAAACUCAUCCUUGUCAACAGGUCGACCUGUUCUUCUUCAACACGGUCUUCUCGAUGCUGCUACCACAUGGGUGAUGAAUUUUCCAGAUCAAAGUCUUGGUUAUAUUCUUGCUGAUGCUGGUUAUGAUGUUUGGCUUGGUAAUGUUCGUGGAAAUUAUUAUUCACGUGCUCAUGUUAAAUACAAUCCUGAUCAUGAUGAAGAAUUUUGGGAUUUUAGUUGGGAUGAGAUGGCAAAAGAUGACCUACCAUCAAUGAUUUAUUACAUAUUGAAUGUAACAAAAUAUACACAAAUUGGUUAUGUUGGCCAUUCACAAGGAACAUUAAUUGCUUUUGCUGAAUUUGGAAAUUUGAGUAAUGAUCUUCAAAAGAAUGUUAGUUUCUGGGCAGCUCUUGCACCAAUUGCUCAAAUAGGACAUCAAAAAACACCUUUAAGAUAUUUGGAUACUGACAGUAAAGAACUCGAACAUUAUUGGCACAAAUUAUUUGGUCGAAAUGAAUUUCUGCCAGCGUCACCUAUUCUGCAAUGGCUUGGAAAAUAUGCUUGUGGAGAAUUUUUCUUCGAUCGCUUAACUUGUGAAAAUUUGCUAUUCAUCAUCGGUGGACCAGAUAAAAAAAACUUGAAUAGUUCACGUAUACCUGUCUAUACAUCACAUGGACCAUCUGGAACAUCCGUAAAAAAUAUGGUUCAUUUCAUGCAAUGUGGAAGAUCAAAUCAAUUUCAGGCUUAUAAUUAUGGUUCACCGGAAAAAAAUCAACUGUAUUACAAUCAAACAACUCCACCACUAUAUUCUAUUCGUUCAAUGAAAGUGCCAACAGCAUUAUUCUGGGCAGGUGAAGAUUGGCUUGCUGAUCCGGUUGAUGCUACUUAUGUUUUUGAUAAUAUUCAAAAUUUAGUCUACGAAAAAUAUGUUCCUAAUUACAAUCAUUUCGAUUUUGUUUGGGCCAUAACAGCAAAUGCAAUCAUAUAUCAAGAUCUAAUCAAUGUCAUGCAAAAAUAUCAUCCAGUUUAA